UCGGAUUCAGGAUGCAUUUUUUCAAAGACUACUGGAAUCUGUUGGAUUUAUUCAUCGUAUUUCUGAGCGCUGUAGACAUUGUUCUCGAUAUCGUGGCUGCAGGCUCAAUGGGUGGAUUCUCCCCAAGCGUUCUCAAAGUUGCCAAGAUUUUCCGUGUUUUGCGAAUGGGUCGUGUGUUGAAACUGAUUAAGUCCUUGAUUCCAAAACUGAUCGAUCUUGUGAAUGAUCGUAUUAACAAGCAACUCAGUUUCGGCUAUGACAUUGGCAAAGGUUUUGUUAUUGCGGAGGAGGAUGUUAUGAAAAUGAUUGACCAGUUGGUUGUCGACGAGAAAAUAAUGAAAGAUCUGAAAAUGAGAUCAGAGAAGAAUCGCCUCGAUAUCAUCAGGAGUCUUGGGCUGCUGCAAAGAGAACAUCCGGGCAUUGCAAUAUCCGUAAAGACAAGGCAAGGGACUCGAUCUGUUUUGAAUAACGCUCUUGACACGUUGGCUCAACUCAGAUCAAAUGGAGUCAUGGAUAAAUCAGAAGCUCUCAAGCUGGAGAUGUUGAUCCAAGAGAGAAUGAAGAGGCAGCUCAAUGCCCCAUCGUAUAUUGCCCCUAAAAAGCCCGAGUCUCUUCUCCGUGGGUUGCCAUGGCUACGAGUGAUGACGGAAGAAACAGUCAGCUUCAUAAUAGAACAGGCCGAAAUGAUAUCAUAUGAAUUCGGUGACGUCAUGCUAAGACAAGGAGAGCCAACUGAUGGCGUUUAUCUCAUUGUCUCUGGAAUGGUCAAGCUUGUAGGAGUGUCAAUGGCAGCUGCUCAGACAAGAGUUCAUUCGUAUGUUGACUCCGAUUUGAACAUCAGUACUGACUACUUGUGCGCUGGCAACGUCAUUGGAGAGAUGGGUCUCCUGACAGGAGGCAUGCGCAAUGCAUCUGUUGUAUGCGAAACUGCAGUACAGGUAUACUACAUAUCAGCAGACAAAAUGUACCAGGCAUUGAAAAGGUUUCCUGGCUUAGAAGACAGCUUGUGGCGUGUUUGUGGCAUUCGGAUAGCCCUUCCAAUUCUCAUGGAUCAAGCAGCUUAUAAGGUACUAAAUCCCAUUUGAUUUUUCUAAAAUUUUGAUAAGCAUAACCUUAAACAUCAUUAUUUUUGAUGUCAUUAUUGCUUAAGCAGUUAUAGACAGAA
Molecule: messenger RNA, 1165 nt
Organism: Rhopilema esculentum
Lineage: Eukaryota; Metazoa; Cnidaria; Scyphozoa; Rhizostomeae; Rhizostomatidae
Source: RefSeq, a predicted model, not a curated record